CAUCAAGUGGGCUCUAGUUUUCGUGUGUCGUUCUCUUUGAAUCUGUGGUGCAGCUGCUUGUCCCGCCGAAUCAGCUUCGUGGAAUGGGGAGAAUUUUAAUCAAUUAGGAGACGACUCCCAGGCCCUUUUCCCUUGAAGGCCUUAUUUCUUCCUACAGAACUCAGUCCCGGACUGCGGAGCAGUGGCAAUGGCAUCGGAUUCGCAAGGGCCGGUCGUGGCCGGCAUUGCCGUUGGAUUUCUGGCGUUGACCGUCAUCGUGUUGUCGCUACGGCUGUUUUCUCGCAUUGUUGUUUUGGGGAAGAUGGGAAUCGACGAUUACCUAAUUAUUUUUGCAUGUCUCUUCGCGUGGGCAUUCUCAGCAGUUACCGUUGUCGCGGUGAAGUAUGGGCUGGGAGCCCACCUUAAAGAUGUUGACCCCAGUCUCCUCGAGACUUAUGCUUUUGUCGUUUGGCUGAGUUCGAUGUUUUAUUUGACGACGCUGGGAUUUAUCAAGUCCUCGGUUUGCCUGUUUUACACCCGCUUGGGCGAUCGAUAUCUUACGCGACUAUCCUUGGUGAUGCUGGUGGUGGUGGUCGCGCAGGCGAUUGCCUUGGUCUUGACGGCUGCAUUUCAAUGCAAUCCCAUUCCUAAGGCGUGGAACACGGCAUUGCCAGGAAAAUGCGUCGAAAUCAACGUUUUCUAUCUGGCCAACGCGGCGCUCAACAUUUUCACCGACCUCCUAACCUACACUUUACCAGCGCGAGUCAUUUUCCGACUGCAGAUGCCGAUGAAACAGAAGAUUGCAUUGGCAUUCAUUCUGUGCCUGGGACUAUUUGCCUGCGUUUCCUCUAUCAUCCGUAUCACCUAUAUUCCGGCCAUGCUCACAUCCCCCGACACCACCUACGCCAUUAGCGGUGCCAUGUAUUGGUCCGUGAUCGAAAUCAACGUCGGCAUUUUCGCGUCGUCCAUUCCAUCCUUCAAAGCCAUUGCAUCGCGCUUCCUUCCCCGACUCAUUGGCGAAUACUCCCGCGGCAGCAGCAAAGGACACUACUGGUCAGGGGCGAAGAAGUACGGAUCGGGCUUCUCCAAAGUGCGCAACCAAAGGAUUGAGCUCGACACUCUUCACGGCAAGCACUCCGACGGAGACAAUAUGAUGGGCGCGGAAAUUCGCGGGCCGUUCGGCAGCAGGUCCAGUCAAGACCGCAUUAUCAUUCCGGAGGGCCGGAUUUACACACAGACCGACAUUGAGACGAGCGUGGAAGAAUGCCCGCCGGCCGGUACGCCUCCUUCGGCACAUGAGCAACGCUUCUAGGCUCCUGCAGUUGGGUCUGAAUCGACUACCGCUAUGUUCGGAUAGGUAACAUCUCCU
Aspergillus steynii IBT 23096 is the source of this 1348-nucleotide messenger RNA. Its product is annotated as putative integral membrane protein Pth11-like. NCBI's taxonomy places the organism in Eukaryota, Fungi, Ascomycota, Eurotiomycetes, Eurotiales, Aspergillaceae. The transcript has 6 exons. The record is from RefSeq and is a predicted model, not a curated record. Bases 188 to 1291 code for a protein of 367 amino acids.